Mus pahari (shrew mouse) is the source of this 2706-nucleotide messenger RNA. It is a transcript of the gene Pik3r5, whose product is annotated as phosphoinositide-3-kinase regulatory subunit 5. Bases 88 to 2706 code for a protein of 872 amino acids. Gene Ontology annotation, biological process: G protein-coupled receptor signaling pathway; positive regulation of MAP kinase activity. Lineage: Eukaryota; Metazoa; Chordata; Mammalia; Rodentia; Muridae. Gene Ontology annotation, cellular component: phosphatidylinositol 3-kinase complex, class IB. Gene Ontology annotation, molecular function: 1-phosphatidylinositol-3-kinase regulator activity. The record is from RefSeq and is a predicted model, not a curated record. The transcript is spliced from 19 exons.
CGGGGCCUCACCCCAACUGCUGAGAGUCGCCGCAGGAGAGGGGCUCGGCGCCCGGCGCCCAGCGGGGACUGCAGGCAAUGACUCAGGAUGCAGCCAGCAGCCACAACGUGCACAGAGGACCGCAUCCAGCAUGCUCUGGAACGCUGCUUGCAUGGACUGAGCCUCGGACGCCGUUCUGCUCCCUGGUCAGCCGGGCUGUGUCUGAACUGCUGGAGCCUACAGGAGCUGGUCAGCAGGGACCCGGGCCACUUCCUCAUCCUCCUGGAACAGAUCCUACAGAAGACCCAAGAGGUCCAAGAGAAGGGCACCUAUGACCUCCUCGCCCCGUUGGCUCUGCUCUUCUAUUCCACCGUCCUCUGUACACCACACUUCCCACCAGACUCCGACCUCCUGCUGAAGGCAGCCAGCACCUACCACUGCUUCCUGACCUGGCCCGUUCCCUACUGCAGCAUCUGCAGAGAGAUGCUCACCUUCAUUGAUGCUGAACUCAAGGCCCCAGGAAUCUCCUACCAGCGGCUGGUAAGGGCUGAACAGGGCCUGCCUGUCAGGAGCCACCGGAGUUCCACUGUCACCGUGCUGUUGCUGAACCCGGUAGAGGUACAGGCUGAAUUCCUUGCUGUGGCAGACAAGCUGAGCACGCCUGGACAGUCACCCCACGGCACCUACACCACCCUGCUCCUGCAUGCUUUCCAGGCCACCUUUGGGGCCCACUGUGACCUUCCUAAACUACACCGCAAACUUCAGGCCAAGACGAUAGAAGAGCUGGAGGACAUCUUCACGGAGACGACAGAAGCCCAGGAGCUGGCAUCUGGCAUUGGGGAUGUAGCAGAGGCCCGCCAGUGGCUCCGGACCAAGCUGCAGGCAGUGGGAGAAAAAGCUGGCUUCCCUGGCAUCUUAGACACUGCAAGCCCUGGGAAGCUCCACACCAUCCCCAUCCCUGUUGCCAGAUGCUACACCUACAGCUGGAACCAGGACAGCUUUGACAUCCUACAGGAAGUCCUUCUCAAGGAACAGGAGCUGCUGCAGCCAGGGAUCUUGGGAGAUGAUGAAGAGGAGGAAGAGGAGGACUUGGAGAUGGACAGGCAUUGCGCCGAGAGGGACUCUCUCCUCUCCACCAGCUCCCUAGUGUCUCAUGACUCCACACUGUUGCUUACCUCCUCUCAGGCCUCAGAACCGGUGCUGUCCCGCCAGGUGCUGACCACCUUUGUCUCAGGCCUCUCGGAUGGCAUGGACAGUGGCUACGUGGAGGACAGCGAGGAAAACUCCUCAGAGUGGUCCAAAAAGCCCGGCAGCCAGAAACACCAGGGUCAUUGCAGGCCUGGGCAGAAGUUCAACAGGUUCUAUAAACUCUUAAAGAGCACCAGCCAGCUGGUCCUGAGGAGGGACUCUCGGAGCCUGGAGAGCAGCCUAGACCCAACCCUGCCUCUGCGGAGGGCGGGGAGCCUCUGCAGCCCCUUGGACUGUCCGUCUCAGGUCCCCUCCAGGGCUCAACGCUCAAGGUCCCUACCCCAGCCCAAGCUCAGCACCCAACUCCCCAGAUGGCUUCUGGCACCACCCUCGCACCACCAGCGCCGCCGUCCCUUCCUCAGUGGGGAUGAGGACCCCAAGGCCUCCACACUACGGGUUGUGGUCUUUGGCUCUGAUCGGAUUUCAGGGAAGGUGGCUCGGGCCUAUAGCAAGCUCCGGAGGCUGGAGACCAGUCACCCUAUCCUCACACGCUUCUUCAAGCUCCAGUUCUUCUAUGUGCCUGUGAAGAGAAGCCACGGAACCAGCCCCAGCGCCUGCCCAUCCGCUCUGAGCCAGGCAUCUCCACUCCCCACAGACUCCCUGAAGCACCCCAGCCCUGCAGACCUUGGCGUGGCCCCACGGGAGGACAGUACCAACGACAUCUCUCACUACCUCGGUAUGCUUGACCCCUGGUACGAACGCAAUGUGUUGGGCCUCAUGCACCUGCCUCCUGAAGUCCUUUGUCAGCAGUCCCUGAAGGCAGACUCUCGGCCCCUGGAGGGCUCGGCCACCCAGCUGCCCAUCCUGGCCGAUAUGUUACUCUACUACUGCCGCUUUGCGGCCCGCCCCGUGCUGCUGCAGGUUUACCAGACAGAGCUGACCUUCGUCACCGGGGAGAAGACUACGGAGAUCUUCAUCCAGUCUCUGGAGCUGGGUCACUCUGCAACCACUCGUGCUAUCAAGGCUUCGGGUCCGGGUAGCAAGAGGCUGGGCAUUGACGACGACCGGGAGGCCGUCCCUCUAACACUACAGAUUAUUUACGGCAAGGGAGCCAUCAGUGGGCGAAGCCGCUGGAGCAACCUGGAGAAGGUCUGCACCUCUAUUAACCUCAGCAAGGCCUGCCAGAAGCCGGAGGAGCUAGAUUCCAGCAUGGAGGCGCUGACGCUAACCCUGACAGAAGUGGUGAAGAGGCAGAACCCUAAAUCCAAAAAGGGCUUUAACCAGAUCAGUACGUCCUACAUCAAAGUGGACAAAGUGCAGAUCAUCGGCUCCAGCAGCUGCCCCUUUGCCGUGUGUCUAGAUCAGGAUGAGAGAAAGAUCCUGCAGAGUGUGGUCAGGUGUGAAGUGUCACCCUGCUACAAGCCAGAGAAGAGCAGCUUGCCACCUGAGAGGUCCUUCAGCCAGCCAGCAGAGACUGGGUCCGACCUGUGCUCCCUUCUCUGCCUUCCCAUCAUGACGUUCAGUGGGGCUCUGCCCUAG